AGUGAAGAAGGCAGCAGCUCGCAUCUAAGUGGACUGCAGUGUCCUGAGCUGGCAGCAGACUUACCUUGACUUUCACUAGGACUCAGUUCUCAUAUUCUGGAAAACAUGACCCUUGCUGCCUACAAGGAGAAGAUGAAGGAGCUCCCACUGGUGUCCUUGUUCUGCUCCUGCUUCCUGGCCGACCCCCUGAAUAAGUCAUCCUAUAAAUAUGAAGGCUGGUGUGGGAGACAGUGUAGGAGAAAAGAUGAGAGCCAGCGGAGAGACAGUGCUGACUGGAGAGAAAGAAGAGAGCAGGCAGACACAGUGGACCUGAACUGGUGUGUCAUUUCCGACAUGGAAGUCAUCGAGCUGAAUAAAUGCACCUCCGGUCAGUCCUUUGAAGUCAUCCUGAAGCCACCCUCCUUUGAUGGGGUGCCUGAGUUCAAUGCCUCCCUUCCCAGACGGCGAGACCCAUCGCUGGAAGAAAUCCAGAAGAAACUGGAAGCAGCUGAGGAGCGGAGGAAGUACCAGGAAGCAGAGCUCCUGAAGCACCUGGCAGAGAAGAGAGAACACGAGCGGGAGGUGAUCCAAAAAGCCAUCGAGGAAAACAACAACUUCAUCAAGAUGGCAAAGGAAAAACUGGCCCAGAAGAUGGAAUCCAAUAAGGAGAACCGGGAGGCCCACCUUGCUGCCAUGUUGGAACGGCUGCAAGAGAAGGACAAGCACGCGGAGGAGGUGCGGAAAAACAAGGAGCUGAAGGAAGAGGCCUCGAGGUAA
Molecule: messenger RNA, 756 nt
Organism: Budorcas taxicolor (takin)
Lineage: Eukaryota; Metazoa; Chordata; Mammalia; Artiodactyla; Bovidae
Gene: STMN4
Product: stathmin 4
Exons: 7
Coding region: 106-756 (216 amino acids)
Biological process (GO): regulation of microtubule polymerization or depolymerization; microtubule depolymerization; neuron projection development
Cellular component (GO): cytoplasm; neuron projection
Molecular function (GO): tubulin binding
Source: RefSeq, a predicted model, not a curated record